ACCACUAGGCCCGUCUUCGCACUCCUGAUCAUCUCCAAAGCCGGCUCACUUAUCUACCACCGCACCUUCCCAACCUCGACACCAGGAACCGCAGGAAACAGCACACAAAGCCAACCCGUCGGAACACUAGGACUUCCAGGCACCAGCACCCUAACGACGAAUGACUACCUCGUGCUAGCAGGGACAUUCCACGGCGUGCAUGCCAUCACACGUUCCUUGACCCCCAGAGUACCCGUCACGCCCUCGUCCGCGAGUUCCUCAUCCCGGGAUUGGACAUAUCCAGAUCCAAGCGUCGCGCCUUCGGGCAUUGAGUCCAUGGAGUCCUCUUUUUUCCGCUUGACGGUAUUCCAAACCCUCAGUGGUACCAAGUUCUUACUGUUCACGGAUCCGAGCAUGCCCAACACCGAUGUCCUGAUGAAGGGCGUCUAUGAGAGAUAUGCCGAUUUCGUUUGCAAGAACCCUUUUUGGCAGAUGGAGAUGCCCAUCAGGAUCGAUGCCUGGGAGCGAAGUCUUAACCAGUGGCUGACUCGGCGGUGA
Molecule: messenger RNA, 537 nt
Organism: Exophiala aquamarina CBS 119918
Lineage: Eukaryota; Fungi; Ascomycota; Eurotiomycetes; Chaetothyriales; Herpotrichiellaceae
Exons: 1
Coding region: 316-537 (73 amino acids)
Biological process (GO): endoplasmic reticulum to Golgi vesicle-mediated transport
Cellular component (GO): TRAPP complex
Source: RefSeq, a predicted model, not a curated record